Messenger RNA from Trichoderma virens Gv29-8, 495 nucleotides. RefSeq lists its product as uncharacterized. The record is from RefSeq and is a predicted model, not a curated record. The coding region runs from base 1 to 495 and encodes 164 amino acids. The transcript has a single exon. Lineage: Eukaryota; Fungi; Ascomycota; Sordariomycetes; Hypocreales; Hypocreaceae.
AUGUGUGAAGUCAAGCUCUCCAUCUGCGUCCACUGCGGGAAAAUCUUUGCGGCAAAGAUGAAGUACUGCGACCCGGUCAAAGGCAAACUACUGGUCACGGACAGCACGCCAUUCGAGAUUAACUCGUCGUUCAAUUGGUCCCCCAUGGAGGGGUGCGGCGGCCUGCGAAUCCAUCCCACGGCAAACCUCGACGCCUGCAGAAAUGACAUCUCGAGGCCCGAGGUGCCCUUCGACCGACCAACGGCCGCGAGGCCAAGCACCAGAAGCCCCUACCCGACGCCCAUGGCGCUUCAGCGGACGGACUUACGAGAACAGCUUCCACCGAUUGCGGGAAUGGAAGAGCACCAGGGGGUGGCCAUGAUGCCGCUGGACUCGGACGUGCAACUGCAACUGCAAAUGCAGAUUCAGAUGCAGACGGAGACGCCGACUGGGGACACACCAACUGUUGGGUCGCCGUCAUCUUCGUGGUCAGGGUCGACUGUAUCAUACUAUUGA